UGCGCAGAAGUGCAUCUGCAGGCCGUACCAAUUCCAAAUCCGUUAAAUACGAUACGCUAAACAAGCACGAGCCGUCGUUCCACAAACUUCGCCACCAUUUUCCUUCAUUCAUUCUCAGGGCAGCGAUUGAUCGGGGAAGAAGAGGGGAAUACGAUGAAUUAUAAGCCGCUGGAGGUGCGUUCAUCUCCCUCAACGGCGGCGGCGUCUUCAGGCUCGAUUAGCUCGGUUGCGACGGCGGAGAAAGCCUUGUCUUUUAUAUCCAAGAGCUGGCGCGAGGUCCGGUCUUCCGCUGAUGCCGAUCUCCAGCUGCUCAAGAACAGAGCCAACUCCUUUAAAAACCUAGCCGAUAGAGAAUUUGAGAAUUUCAUCAACUCGGCUUCCAAAUCGCCCUUCAGUGUUCCCAGUAUCACCGCCUCCGCUACGCUCAACUCUGCUCCUCCUGCGGAAAUCGAUUUUGUCAGGAAGCUGCAGCCGAAGCUAUCCGAAAUUAGGCGGGCGUAUUCGUCGCCAGAUUUCAAGUUUUACCCACGACCGCAGAUUAAAAUUGAUUUGUCCGCGAUUAAAAACGCUAUUGUCGCGGAGGUUGGGGAAGAUGAGGAGGAUGAGACGGAGAGCCUUAGGAAAUGGAGGAGGGUGGGCUUUAAGGUGAAAGCGAAAGAGGGACAAUUUGAGGAAUUUUGGGAACCAAUAAAGACGCUAAAAUCGAGGCUUAAGGAUUUGGAACACAAGAGCUCCAGUGAGAUCUUGGAGGGGAUUAAGAAUAGUGAGUUCGUAGAGAGAUUGAAGUCGGGGCUGAAAGCAAUUUGCAAGGAUCCAAAUGAGUCAAAGGAAGUCCCGCCUCUGGAUGCAACAGAACUAUUGGCUUGUUUAGUAAGGCAGUCUAGCCCCUUACUGGAUCAACUUGGCAUUAAUCGAGGCAUUUCAGAUAAAAUUGUGGAAAGCUUGUGCAGAAAACGUAAAGAUCAACUUCUGCUGCGUUCCUUACCUGCAGGAGAGUCAUCCAUGAUUGAAAGUGAGAACAUCACUGAUGAGCUAGAUUUGAGAUUAGCCAGUGUUGUCCAAAGUACAGGGCAUUGCUAUGAAGGUGGCUUUUGGAGUGAUUCUGGAAAGCACGAUGAAUUGGACAAUAAAAGACAUGUGGCUAUUGUUACAACUGCAAGCCUUCCUUGGAUGACCGGGACUGCUGUCAACCCAUUGUUCAGAGCAGCCUAUUUAGCGAACUCUGCUAAGCAAAAUGUCACACUUUUGGUGCCAUGGCUUUGUAGAUCUGAUCAGGAGAUAGUAUACCCUAACAAUCUCACUUUUAGCUCACCUGAGGAACAGGAAAGUUAUAUACGCAGCUGGCUUGAGGAAAGGGUUGGAUUCAAGGCCGACUUCAAGAUAUCAUUUUACCCAGGAAAGUUCUCAAAAUCGAGGCGGAGUAUUAUACCAGCUGGAGACACAUCUCAGUUUAUUUCACCCAAGGAUGCUGAUAUUGCAAUCCUAGAAGAACCUGAACAUUUAAACUGGUACCAUCAUGGUAAGCGCUGGACUGAUAAAUUCAACCAUGUGGUUGGCAUAGUUCACACAAAUUACUUGGAAUAUAUCAAGAGGGAAAGGAAUGGCGCUCUCCAAGCAUUUUUUGUUAAACACAUCAACAAUUGGGUCAUAAGAGCAUACUGUGACAAGGUCCUUCGACUAUCUGCUGCCACUCAGGAUCUACCAAAGUCUAUGGUGUGCAAUGUUCAUGGUGUAAAUCCCAAGUUCUUGAAGAUUGGUGAAAAAGUAGCUGCAGGAAAGGAGCGUGGAGAGCAGACUUUUUCCAAGGGGGCAUAUUUCUUAGGCAAGAUGGUAUGGGCUAAAGGGUACAAAGAGUUGAUAGAUUUGCUGGCCAAGCAAAAAAAUGACCUUGAUGGCUUCAACUUGGAUGUAUAUGGAAAUGGGGAGGAUGCCCAUGAAGUUCAGAGCACAGCCAAAAGACUAAAUUUGAAUCUCAAUUUUAUGAAAGGCAGAGAUCAUGCUGAUGAUUCUCUACAUAGCUACAAAGUCUUCAUAAACCCAAGUGUUAGUGAUGUACUCUGCACUGCUACUGCUGAAGCCCUUGCAAUGGGAAAAUUUGUUGUUUGCGCAGACCACCCUUCGAAUGAUUUCUUCAGAGUGUUUCCCAACUGCUUGACAUACAAGACUCCAGAAGAUUUUGUUGCUAAAGUAAAGGAAGCUAUGGCCAAUGAACCACUGCCGCUUACACCAGAGCAAAGAUACAUCCUUUCAUGGGAAGCCGCCACCCAGAGACUCAUGGAAUUUUCUGAGCUCAACAAGGUUUUGGAUAGUCAAGCUGAUAAGCAUUUGGGUAGGCGUCACAAAAAUGGAAUGCCGAAAUCUAUCUCAUUGCCUAAUUUAAAUGAAGUGGUAGAUGGAGGAUUGGCCUUUGCACACAACUGUCUAACUGGGAACGAAUUUCUGCGACUAUGCACCGGAGCCAUUCCUGGAUCAAGGGACUAUGACAAACAGCAUAGCAAGGAUCUGCGCCUUUUGCCUCCACAGGUACAAAACCCGAUUUACGGCUGGUAAGUAGAAAACAUAACUAAGGUGUACAUCAUUAUUUGCAUUGUGUUAGAUAAGCUACAACCUUGUUAGGUUAUUACAGAUCUUGUCUAUGCUGUGCUCUUCUGAUCUGACCUCCACGGUGCAUUUUACUCCCUGUGUUGCAGAACAGUAGCUACUUCCUUAGCUAAAACUCCAAUUAAAAUGCUGUAUGGGUCACAAUAUAUUCGGUUUUUUUGUUUAGCAUUCUGUCUGUCUACUGAGAGAUGGUUGAUUUCAGAAUUCACUUGAAUGUAUAUAUAGCUUGAAUGAUACUUUUGUCCCA
Molecule: messenger RNA, 2848 nt
Organism: Andrographis paniculata
Lineage: Eukaryota; Viridiplantae; Streptophyta; Magnoliopsida; Lamiales; Acanthaceae
Product: digalactosyldiacylglycerol synthase 1, chloroplastic
Exons: 7
Coding region: 154-2550 (798 amino acids)
Biological process (GO): galactolipid biosynthetic process
Cellular component (GO): chloroplast outer membrane
Molecular function (GO): digalactosyldiacylglycerol synthase activity
Source: RefSeq, a predicted model, not a curated record